Molecule: messenger RNA, 228 nt
Organism: Plasmopara halstedii
Lineage: Eukaryota; Oomycota; Peronosporomycetes; Peronosporales; Peronosporaceae
Exons: 2
Coding region: 1-228 (75 amino acids)
Source: RefSeq, a predicted model, not a curated record
AUGAUCAAUUUACAAGAGAUUUUGCGUCAGCAAAAGACGAAGGGUCGAGCCAUUGCUUGGUCGAGCAGUUACAAGCAAGUGGACAGAUAUUGGCCAUCAAUUACGUCAGUACAUCGGCAGAAAAUGACGGUUAUUAUUCAUGCGUUGGAAAUGAUUGGAAACCUACGUGAGCGCAAAGGUAUUGGUGGCGUGAUCUUUUUGCCUAGAAGCCGGGACGCCAGAGGUUAG